Molecule: messenger RNA, 967 nt
Organism: Limulus polyphemus (Atlantic horseshoe crab)
Lineage: Eukaryota; Metazoa; Arthropoda; Merostomata; Xiphosura; Limulidae
Product: FGFR1 oncogene partner-like
Exons: 6
Coding region: 50-610 (186 amino acids)
Biological process (GO): microtubule anchoring
Cellular component (GO): centrosome
Source: RefSeq, a predicted model, not a curated record
AGGUGUUUGUUUGAAAAGAAAAACGAAAUUACUUACAACUGAAUUAGAAAUGUCUGUGGAGGAUGUUGAAGACAGCGAGUUAAGAGAUUUAGUUAUCCAGACGUUAGAAAAAAAUGGAAUACUUGGAAAAAUAAAGGCGCAACUUCGAGCCAGUGUUUUUUUAGCACUUGAAAAUGAAGAAAACUUCAAAGAUAAAAUACCUCUACGAAACAAAAAGUUGCAGGACUUCCUAGAAACAGAGGAAGGACUAUUAGCAACUGCUUUGGUUCGAGAAUUUCUAGAUUUUUUUGACCUCGAAUUUACUCUUGCAGUUUUCGAUCCUGAAGUCUCUGUGCUGAAGCAACUGCCAUUAAAGAAUGAGUUAUAUCAUAAGCUGAGAGUCACUCAAAAGGAUGAGCCUCUUCUAGCCACAAUACUGAAGUCAUCAGGAAAUAAUCAACCUGAUGAAAAGGAAGAUUCAAAGUCACAUUGUCAAAACAGUGACAGUCAGCCACAUUCCCAACAAUCAGAGAAGGUGAGUGUAGAAGAAAGGGAAAACGAGGAUCAUCAUCAACCUUUGUUUCUGGGGUCUGAGAAGAGUUUAAGUGGAUUAGACGACCCUUUUUUUUGAUGAACCACUACCUAAUGAGGACAAAGAAGAAGUUAUUUUUAGGGUUACAGCAAAAUUAGAUAAAUUUUCAGAUAGUGACAGAAGACGUGUACCACCUCUGAAAAAUACAACCGAAAGUGAGCUUGAGUUAUCAGCUGGGAAGAACUUGAAAACUGUAGUGACGGAGCCGGAAGGUAGUGACAUCUUCGAAAGUCAAGAAAAUAAAACUUUGCAGAAAAAAUUACCCGAAGAAAGUCAUGCUGGGAGUUUAUCAUCACUAAGAGACCUUCCUUCUCUUAACGAAAGUGGUGGGAUGAAACAAACUUAUCAGGAUUUUGAUAAAAAACUUCAAGACUUGGGAUUUGGUGAGCACACAUU